Molecule: messenger RNA, 4150 nt
Organism: Phyllostomus hastatus (greater spear-nosed bat)
Lineage: Eukaryota; Metazoa; Chordata; Mammalia; Chiroptera; Phyllostomidae
Gene: SLC14A2
Product: solute carrier family 14 member 2
Exons: 22
Coding region: 438-3224 (928 amino acids)
Biological process (GO): urea transmembrane transport
Cellular component (GO): membrane
Molecular function (GO): urea transmembrane transporter activity
Source: RefSeq, a predicted model, not a curated record
GUCAAUCACCAAAAACGAGUGAGGAAGGACCCCAUGAGCCAGGACAGCAAACACCUGGACAUCCUCAUGUCCUCCGUGUUGGCUGCCUUCCUUGCCUUGAUCAACUGAGAAGGAUCCCAAAUUCUUAUUCAAAGUUGUCUCUUUGGCAACAUUGUCUACUCUUCCCCAAACUGUCAUUUCAAGGCUCAAGAGGAACUGUGGGGUUCUUUCCAGUUUUCCUUCUGGGUGUUUCUGGACAUGGGUACCUGUCGUUAAAAUAUUGCCACCUCUACGUACAGGCAAAGAAAAGGCUUGGAGCACCUCAGUCCACGGUGCCAACAGGAGUUGGACAACUCACUAUUUCUCACUUACUACUUGAAGUCGACUAAACAGAAGUUCACAAGACCCUUUCAAGAGUCCAUCCAUCCCACCGUGACCAAGGACAUUUUGCAUGACCAAUGAGUGGCCAGCCCCUGAAGGAGAUGUCUGACUCUCACAGCAGUCCUCUUCUGCCAGAGCCUCUUUCCAGCAGAUACAAACUCUACGAGUCAGGGUUGACCAGCCCUACCUGGCCCUCUAGCCCCCAGGAUACACACCCAGCCCUGCCCCUCCUGGAAAUGCCUGAAGAAAAGGAUCUCCGGUCAUCCAACGAAGAGAGCCACAUCGUGAAAAUCGAAAAGCCCCCUGAAAGGAGUAAAAGGAGAGAAAGCAGGGCUGUGCCCCGGGGCUCCGCAGGGGAUGGGGGCAUCAGCCUCUUCGAAGCAGUGGGCUACCUCACGGGCGAGAUGAAGGAGUGCAGGAGCUGGCUGAAAGAUAAGCCACUGGCCCUCCAGUUCACAGACUGGGUCCUGAGGGGGGCUGCUCAGGUGAUGUUCGUCAACAACCCCCUCAGUGGGUUCAUCAUCUUCAUCGGGCUCCUGAUCCAGAAUCCCUGGUGGACGAUUGCUGGGGGCCUGGGGGCAGUGGUCUCCACCUUAACCGCCCUCGCCUUGAGCCAGGACAGGUCUGCUAUCGCCUCUGGACUCCACGGGUACAAUGGGAUGCUGGUUGGGCUGCUGAUGGCCGUGUUCUCCAAGAAGUUUGACUAUUACUGGUGGCUUCUGUUUCCUGUGACCUUCACCGCCAUGGCCUGCCCAGUUCUUUCCAGCGCCUUGAAUUCCGUCUUCAGCAAGUGGGACCUCCCCGUGUUCACACUGCCCUUCAACAUCGCAGUGACCCUGUACCUGGCGGCCACAGGCCACUACAACCUCUUCUUCCCCACGACACUGAUAGAGCCUGUGUCCGCAGUGCCCAACAUCACCUGGACAGAGAUCAAAGUGCCCUUGCUGCUACAAGCCAUUCCCGUUGGGGUCGGCCAGGUGUAUGGCUGCGACAAUCCCUGGACGGGCGGCGUGUUCCUGGUGGCUCUGUUCAUCUGCUCACCACUCAUCUGUUUGCAUGCGGCCAUUGGCUCAAUCCUGGGGAUGCUAGCAGCCCUGACAGUGGCCACGCCCUUCGAGGUGAUCUACAUGGGCCUCUGGAGCUACAACUGCGUCCUGUCCUGCAUCGCCAUCGGAGGCAUGUUCUACGCCCUCACCUGGCAGACCCACGUGCUGGCCCUCGUCUGCACCCUGUUCUGCGCAUACAUGGGAGCAGCCCUGUCCAACAUAAUGGCAGUGGUUGGCGUGCCACCGGGCACCUGGGCCUUCUGCCUCUCCACCCUCAUCUUCCUGCUCCUGACAACCAACAACCCCGCCAUCUACAAGCUGCCCCUCAGCAAAGUCACCUACCCGGAGGCCAACCGCAUGUAUUACCUGACAGUGAGAAGCAGUGAAGAAGAGAAGGCCCCCAGCGGCGGCAGCGGGGAGCCACCAGUCAGGACAAGCCCCGAGGCCGAUGAGGGCUCAGAGGCCGUGCUCCCCAAGCGCAGGAGUGUGUUCCACAUCGAGUGGUCAUCCAUUCGGAGGAGGAGCAAAGUGUUUGGGAAAGGUGACCACCAGGAGAGACAGACCAAAGACCCUUUCCCCUACCAGUACCGGAAGCCCACUCUCGAGUUGCUGGACCUGGACCCCAUGGAGGAGAGCGCAGAGAUCAGGGCGGACCCCGGCAGCGCCAGGACUGCCUGGAUCCGCGGUUACGCGGCGGCCUGCAGGAGGAGGGUCGGCAAAGCCCUCAGUUAUAUCUCGGGAGAGAUGAAGGAGUGCGGAGAAGGGCUCAAAGACAAGUCCCCCGUGUUCCAGUUCCUGGACUGGGUCCUGCGGGGCACAUCCCAGGUGAUGUUUGUGAACAACCCCCUCAGCGGCGUCCUCAUCGUCCUCGGCCUCUUCGUCCAGAACCCCUGGUGGGCCAUCUCGGGCUGCCUGGGCACCGUCGUGUCCACACUGACGGCCCUCGUCCUCAGUCAGGACAAAUCGGCCAUCGCUGCAGGACUUCAGGGCUACAACGGGGUGCUGGUGGGGCUGCUGAUGGCUGUGUUCUCGGACAAAGGCGACUAUUACUGGUGGCUUUUGCUCCCCGUCAUCAUUAUGUCCAUGUCUUGCCCCAUCCUCUCCAGCGCCCUGGGCACCAUCUUCAGCAAGUGGGACCUCCCGGUGUUCACGCUGCCCUUCAACAUCGCCGUGACCCUGUACCUGGCGGCCACCGGCCACUACAACCUCUUCUUCCCCACGACACUGCUGCAGCCUGCAUCCGCUGUGCCCAACAUCACCUGGGCGGAGGUCCAAGUGCCCUUGCUCUUGAGAGCCAUCCCCGUUGGAAUCGGCCAAGUGUACGGCUGCGAUAACCCCUGGACCGGAGGCAUUUUCCUCAUAGCUCUGUUCAUAGCUUCACCUCUCAUUUGCCUGCACGCUGCGAUUGGAUCCACCAUGGGGAUGUUAGCAGCUCUCAGCCUCGCGACCCCCUUCGACACCAUCUACUUCGGCCUGUGCGGCUUCAACAGCACGCUCGCCUGCAUCGCCAUCGGGGGCAUGUUCUAUGUCAUCACCUGGCAGACCCACCUCCUCGCCAUCGCCUGCGCCCUGUUUGCAGCCUACCUGGGUGCCGCCCUGGCUAACAUGUUAUCUGUGUUUGGACUGCCAACCUGCACCUGGCCCUUCUGCCUCUCCGCGCUAACCUUCCUGCUCCUGACGACCAACAACCCCGCCAUCUACAAGCUUCCGCUCAGCAAAGUCACCUACCCGGAGGCCAACCGCAUGUAUUACCUGUCCCAGGAGAAAAACAGAAGACCGUCAACCGUAACAAAGUACCAGGCCUAUGAUGUCUCCUAAGUUGCCCUUUCCAAAACACGUCACUAGAAAUUGAACCUUUAGCAUGCCACACAUGUCCCCAGGCCGAAGGCCACCUGACCUCCUCUUCUAUCUGUUCUGCGAUUCCCCACCCCCAGAGCAGGCCUAACCCCACUGACUCCCAAGCACAGGGAGAUACUGUGUGGUCCCCACUCAGGAACCUCUCCGUUCUAAGAAGCGCAACACUCAUCAAAGGUACGGUGGGUUUAGACUUUGCACAGCUCACUCCAUAGGAGUUUCCCUUAAUGGGAAUAUUCCUUCUUUGGCAAAAUAAGCCACAUCCCCAAAGAAAACUCACCAAGAAGGAGAGAGAGGUUGGUGACAUGGUCAUCCAACUCAGUCACCCAAUGCAGCAACGCACAGUGUCAGGAAACACACAUUAGACUAGAAGAGGAAGGGCUGGUUCUGCCCCAGCUCUGACACUAAUGAAUUCCUGCCGCCCCAGGUGAGAACACCCUCUGUCUCUCUCAGCCUCAGUUUCUUACUGGUUUCACGACAGGGAGGGACUCGGUCAUCCCCUCCACCUUAGCAGUGUUGAUUCAUAUCGCCCUCUCUCUCUUUAUUUCUCUCUCUCUCUCCCCCCGUAAACUGAUAAAAUCAGCAUGACCAACAAGGACUCCCUGAGAGUUGAGUGAGAGAUGGAAGGGUUACCUGGGGGAGGGGCAGAACAGUUUUAACGAUCUGUGGAGAUUUAUUCUGGAGUCGUGAGAAGAUGUUCUCCAGACUUGGGGUUAGGAACCUGAUUCACUGGAAAUGCCAACGUGUCUUUCUUCACAUAGCAGAAACACUUCUGGAAAUGUCAUAAGAUGAAAAGUGAUCUUUUUCAACAUUCAAAUCAUAUUUUCAACAAACGCAUUCCUUUUUGUAAUAGACGUAAACAACCUCUCAUUAAACUGUUAAGUUUACAA